GUCUACUCUCACCACCACCACCACCCACACCAACGAGCUCCCAAUCUCCUCCUCGCCUCCUGUCCUGUUCGCCUCCUUUUCGCCUCCGCCAUAUCCUCAUCUAGCCCUCGCCCCUGCUCCUGAGCGUCCCUGAGCCCGGGAUCAAGAUAUCCUCCGACUCUUCUUCCGCGUCUACUUCGCGCGCGUCCAACCAGCCUUCUUCUCUCCCCGUCAUGUCGACCUCUCAGAUUGCAGACGUUCCGACACCGUUCUCGCCGCUCUUGAAGCUGAACUUGCCUUCGCCUGCGGAGUAUAGAAAGCGCAAGGUUGCGCUCAUCUCUGGUAUCACUGGACAGGAUGGGUCGUAUCUGACGGAGUUGCUACUCUCAAAGGGAUACGAGGUACACGGCAUCAUCCGGCGAUCGUCGAGCUUCAACACGAGUCGGCUGCACCACUUAUACGAAGACCAGCACGAGCGGCCGAACAAGUUCAAACUGCACUACGGCGACCUCAGCGACAGCACGAACCUCGUGUACAUCAUUGCGCAGGUGCAGCCGACAGAGGUGUACAAUCUCGGCGCGCAGUCGCACGUCAAGGUCUCGUUCGAGAUGGCGGAGUAUACGGGCGACGUGGAUGGGCUGGGCACGCUGCGGCUGCUGGACGCGAUCCGGACGUGCGGACUCGAGCGCCACGUGCGCUUCUACCAGGCGUCGACGUCCGAGCUUUACGGCAAGGUCGUCGAAACGCCGCAGAGCGAGACGACGCCGUUCUACCCGCGCAGCCCGUACGGCGUCGCGAAGCUGUACGCGUUCUGGAUCACGAAGAACUACCGCGAGGCGUACGGCAUGUACGCGUGCAACGGCAUCCUCUUCAACCACGAGAGCCCCCGCCGUGGCAGGACGUUCGUCACCCGCAAAAUCUCGCGUGCCGCGGCGGACAUCUCGCUCGGCAAGCAGUCGUGUCUCUACCUCGGUAACAUCGACGCCCAGCGUGACUGGGGCCAUGCCGCCGACUAUGUUGAGGGCAUGUGGCGCAUGCUCCAGCAAGACACGCCCGACGACUUCGUCCUCGCCACGGGCGAGAUGCACCCUGUGCGCGAAUUCGUCGAGAAGGCUUUCGGAAUACUCGGCAUGAACAUCCAAUGGCGUGGCUCCGGAACCGAAGAGGAGGGUGUGGACACGAAGACGGGCAAGGUCGUCGUUAAGGUGGACUCGCGGUACUUCCGUCCCGCUGAAGUCGAGCUCUUGCUCGGCAAUCCCGCGAAAGCCGAGAAGCUUCUCGGGUGGAGGCGCAAGGUUAACUUCGACUCGCUUGUGAAGGAGAUGGUCGAGGCUGACCUGAAGGCGGCGGGUUCGCUCGUGGAGGACCAGAACUAAGCUUGGCGCACCUGCGGUGUACUGCAAACUGUACCCAUGUAUA
Fomitopsis serialis is the source of this 1398-nucleotide messenger RNA. RefSeq lists its product as uncharacterized. The record is from RefSeq and is a predicted model, not a curated record. The transcript is spliced from 8 exons. Gene Ontology annotation, molecular function: GDP-mannose 4,6-dehydratase activity. Lineage: Eukaryota; Fungi; Basidiomycota; Agaricomycetes; Polyporales; Fomitopsidaceae. Gene Ontology annotation, biological process: GDP-mannose metabolic process. The coding region runs from base 213 to 1355 and encodes 380 amino acids.